UAUAAAUAGGCUUGAAAAGACGUCUCGAUAUAGAAGCAGUUAAAGAUGAAGUUCCCUGCGUUCCUACUUACAUUAGGACUAGCGUUUUUCCUUUUUGCAGGAACUACUGAUGCAGCUCAAUCCGAGAAAAGCUCGAUUCGUAAAGAUCGGCUGAGAAGCGUUAACUGUCGCUACGUCAAGGAGAAUGGCUAUUGCAAGUAUUCUUUCGUUGAAAACGAACUCUGCUACGCCACGUGUCGUUGUUCAGACAGCCUCUCGACUAAAAGCUGCCAAAGCGUUAAAACCAAGUUCAAGUGCCAGACAACCUGGAGUAUCAUUUCUUGCCGAUACACCUGUGACCAAUGUUCCCGCAGUAAGUUACAAAUUAAACGUUACUAG
Molecule: messenger RNA, 378 nt
Organism: Actinia tenebrosa (Australian red waratah sea anemone)
Lineage: Eukaryota; Metazoa; Cnidaria; Anthozoa; Actiniaria; Actiniidae
Source: RefSeq, a predicted model, not a curated record